GAAAGGGCAGCAGCCGCACAGCACAGCAAAGCACAGCACAGCCUCGCUCUUCCCUCUGUCCGUAUUAGAAGACCGAACCAAAAGGCAAAGGGAAAGCAGCAAUUAGCAAAGCAAGUGGAGGAGGAGACGGCCAACAACUCCAAAGCAGUAGAAAGAAGACGAGGAAGAAGAACCAAACCGAGUUGCCUUCUCCGAAAGCCAAACCAAAUCCCCAUGAGGCACAAGAAGAAGAAAUCCCGGUGGGCGGCCGAACUCUCUCUCUGCCCUCCCACCUCCCCCUCCCCCUCCACCGCCGCCGCCGCUACCGCUGCCUCUUCCUCCUCCGAAUCCGACGACGGAGGUGACGAUCUCCUCACCCAACUCCCCGAUACCAUCCGUCUCCACAUCCUCACCCUUCUCCCCCUCAAGUACGCCAUCCGCACCGGCGCCCUCUCCUCCCGCUGGCGCGGCCUCUGGCGCCUCCGCUGGCCCCACCCCGCUGCUCUCCAAUUCUCCCCCUCCAGCACCGCGCUUACCGAUUCCGCUGAACAAUUCGUCUCCUCCAUCGACCGAUGCCUUUCCUUCCGCGACCGCUCCCUCCGGAUCGACUCUCUCUCCCUCGCCCUCCCUCCCGGCCGCCGCUACGACGCCGACAUCAAACGCUGGCUCGAGUACGCCUCCUGCUGCGGCGUCGAGGAUCUCCACCUUGCGGUCUCCUUCCCUUCGGCUGCUACCACCUCCGCUCGCCCUGCCCGCCGUGCUGCCCGAAGGAACGAUCGCGCCGCCGUGCCGACUGCCUUUUUCUUCUCCAUCUGCGAGUGCUCCAAUCUGUCCCGCCUCACUCUCUGCGGCCUCCACCUUGCCAGUCCCGGCGCCAAUAUCAAGCGCCUAUCCUCCCUCGAGGUUCUUAGCCUCUAUGCUACACCCGUCACCGACGCUGCCUUGAAGAGGAUUAUUGCUGCAUGCCCUCGCCUCCGCUCGCUUGAUCUUUCUUUCUGUCGGAAGCUCCGGAGAAUUGCCAUCACCGCCACCGGCAGUCCCCUCACCAGCCUUACCAUCAUCGACUGUGUAAGAGCGGUGGAGGUCACGGUCUCAGCUCCAGGCCUUAGGCGUUUUAGAUUCGCUGGAAAUUACCUCACAACCUACACGUUUGAUAACCCCAGCAGGCUUGAGGAUGUGCACAUACUCGCAGGGAUUCCCGUAUCAAGCCUUCCUCGGAGUAAUUGGGUGAAAGUGCUCUGCGGGCUCUUUAAUCUUAAGGUCUUGACCCUCUGCAAUCUCUCACUUCAGUGUGUUCCCUUGUUUUCUUUUCAGUACAUUGUUGUUGAAGGUGCAAAACUGAUGGGGGGUUUAAGGAGUUUGAGAAGCUUGAGAGAAAUUCAACUAGUGAUGGGCAUGAUGACUGAUGAAAAUCUAAUGGAUAUCUAUGGAUUCUUUAGGCUAUGUGAAUGCCCAAGGUUGGAGAAAUUGUUCAUAGAGCUUCCUACCAAUACUCGUGAUCCUUUUGUUGAGAAGUAUUUGGAGAUUUCAGAGGAGGAUCCUCCAGAGGUUGAAUUUGAGUACCUUAAGAUGAUAAAGAUCAGUAACUUCAAAGAUCACAGCAAUGAGAUGCGGUUGGUAAGAUUUUUAUUGGAGAAGGCUAGUUCUCUCGAGUCUUUUGUGGUGGUUGCUCCCAAGGAACUUGUGGGCGAUGAAUACAACAAAAGGGAUCCGAAUGCUCGUUCUGAUUUCCUGCAAUAUCUCCAGUUAAAGCUAUCAAGCAUUCAGAAGGUUCCAUUAAGAAGGCAGAUAAUAUUGAGUGAUCACGACGAUAACAAGUUCAGGCCUACACAUUGGGAUGUCUACUCAACAGUCUAAAUCCUGGCAAGGAGAGUUGUAAUAGGUUGGUGCCAGAAUUUGCUUUGUUAGUUUAUCACAAACACAUCCAUUAUACAUAGUAAAGCAAUAUGUUCACUUUCUUCAUAAAUUUAUGAUAGUGAAAAUUUCAAAUGA
Molecule: messenger RNA, 1971 nt
Organism: Zingiber officinale
Lineage: Eukaryota; Viridiplantae; Streptophyta; Magnoliopsida; Zingiberales; Zingiberaceae
Product: F-box/LRR-repeat protein 13-like
Exons: 3
Coding region: 214-1836 (540 amino acids)
Molecular function (GO): protein binding
Source: RefSeq, a predicted model, not a curated record